AUGAGCGGGAAAAGGCUCAACAAGCGUCAACUGCGAGAACAGCAAGAGCUACAAGAGCUCGCCGAUGUCCCAGUCCCACCCGCGUCCACUGGAGUGUCCAAAAAUGCACCUUUCUAUCAGCUGGUCGAUCAUGUCGACACUGACAGCUACGAGAACGAGCAAGGCGAAGAGAAGAGCUCUCCAAGAUCGAAUGCAAGCAAGAAGCCUACAGCGACCUCCCUCUUUGCUGCGCUGAGAGAUAGCACUCACGACCACGAAGACGCUGAGGAUCAACAGGACUCUGAUUCAGAUCACGACAUCACUUCCCAACAAGCGGCAAAAAGCAGCAAAAAGAAGAAUAAGAAGAAGAAAAAGAAGGCUGCCGCAGCUAUUGUCAUCAAAGAUGCUGUACAUCCAAGCGAUGACGACCAAGCUCAAGGUCUGCAGUCGAAACCACAACAGCCGAGAUCGAGCAGCGGAAGCAAAAAGUCGUCCAAGAAGAAAUCUGCAUCUGCCCUUCUAGCCAACAGUGCCGCGUCCAAGGACGUCUCCGAAAUGUCGAUAGACGAGUUCGACCAGCUUCUUGCCUCGCAAGCCUCACUCAACAGCGCCACCACUUCCGACAGCAAUGCUCGCGCUGGUCCCAACGCGUCUUCGACCCUGAACCGUAUGUCCGCCUUCCGCACCCACCUGAGCCUCGAUCCACGUAACCUCGACCCAGCCGUCGAGCUACGUCGUCAAUUCGGUUCGGCAGCCAUCAAGGCCUAUCAGAAUGAGGCCGCAUCCUCCUCCGCCGGUCGAGCCACCUCUGGCGCUCGAGCUCGAGCACAAGCCAACAACCCCAACCUCAAAGUCCGCUCCCUGCUAUGUACACCAAAAGACUACUGGCCGCCAAUCAGUCGCAGCUUCACGGGCAUGAGUAUGGACGUUCUCGACUCUCGCUCUCACGGCCGUAUCUGCGCAUGGAAGCAUAGCAAGGCCUACCGCCAAGUGCAGAUGCAGUUCCUCCAAGCGGUACGCAGCUACGAUCCCAACGCACUCAUGGCUCUGCUCCGCGUCUAUCCUUAUCACAUCGACACACUCUUGCAGCUCUCCGAAUACUCUCGUCACCAAGGCGAUCUAGGUCAGGCCGCUGACUUUAACGACCGUGCGCUGUUUGCAAUGGAACGCUGUGCCAGCCCUUAUUUUACAUCUUGUCUUUCCAGCACCACCUCUGGACCUCCGCUAGUCAACUUUAACAAGAUCGAAAAUCGUGCCUUCUACCUCGCCAUUCAUCGCAACAUAGGUUUUUUGGGCAGACGCGGAACGUGGAAAACGGCGCUCGAAUGGGCCAAGAUGUUGCUCGGCUUGGGUCAGGAUGGAGAAGACCACCACGCAGCGCUUCUCUGGAUCGACUUCUUGGCGAUCAAGUCACGCCAACACAGAUGGUUGUUGGAUCUUAUCCAGCGACUCGACGAGCAGCGAUCUCGUGCCUCGGCGGCAGGGGGAAAAGUGUCACAUAUUGACGAAAUCUCGGUUCCCGCUCGGACGAUUGUUGAUGCAACCGACAAGCAAGCAGCUGGAGAGAGUGAUGGGUACAAUGGCACGCUCGACUGGUGUGUCGGUCUAGCCUACUCUCGCGCGCUCGCUUUCCGAGCGAUCGAAAAGGAACAAGGCGACAAAACGCACGUUGAAUCCAACGCUGCGCUCCGACUCGCCAUCGCACGGUUUCCCGCUGUCGUCCCUCUGCUCUGCAACAAAGCGGGUGUAGAAUUACCCUCCAAGAUUGCUGGCCACUGCGCAUUUCAGCUGUCUACGCGCUAUUCCAGUUCUAGCGAUACGCUCGCCGACCUUCUCGCGCAUAUCUACGUCCUGCGAUCCGAAUCGCUGUGGAAGGAAGCCGCGCACGCCGAAUGGCUACGCGCUACAGCCAUGUCGCUCUCGGACACGCUGAUCGCCGACUUUGAUCUGGGCGAAACGAAGCGGAAACGUCAAUCUCCGUCUGCGUCACACAAUACGCGGCAGGGGAUCUAUCGUCAUGUGUUGGUCUCGGACCUACCGGAUACCACGCGCCAGCAGUUGAUUGCGUAUCUGCCACCGAGCAUUACAGGCAGCAGCGAGCAGAUGGAUGCGUUUGAUCCUGUGCCUCCGCUAACGACUGCAACCAUACAUGGCAGCGAUGCCGAGGCACAAGUGGACAUAGAGGUGCAAACGGUGACUAGGUACGAUGAUGCUUAUUUCGCGCCCAUCAUGUCGGACUUGUCUUCGCGCAGCCGAGGAGCCGCUCGAGCUGGGGCGGCAGCAGCAGCAGGCGGGGACGGGGGCGGAAUGAUGCAGGCUUUCCGUCGCGCUCUUCAGGGUCUCGGCGGGCUGCAAGGCUGGGACGCUGCCAUGGAGGCGAUGGAUGAUGAGACCAGGCAAGACCUGAUGGCGCAGGUGAUGCAGAUGGCGCAGGCUGCACAUCCCGCGGGCGGGAUGCCCGGUGGGUUUGGCGAUGACGAUGACGAUGACGAUGACGAUGCUGCGGAGGUUCAGCAGGGUCAGCAGAGCGAGCAGGGCGAGCAGGGCGAGCAGGGCCGGGUGGGAGAUAUGGCAGCCGCACGCCCAGGAGCGUUCGCUGCGAUUCGCGCUGCUAUGGAUGCUAUCUGGGGUACAGGCGGCGGUGGCGAUGCUCAAGACGAAGAAGACACAGACGAGCACGGCGAUGCGCACGGCCAAGAGCACGCACAACAAUAUUGA
Messenger RNA from Mycosarcoma maydis (corn smut), 2697 nucleotides. RefSeq lists its product as uncharacterized. The transcript has a single exon. Gene Ontology annotation, biological process: rescue of stalled cytosolic ribosome; ribosome-associated ubiquitin-dependent protein catabolic process. The record is from RefSeq and is a predicted model, not a curated record. Bases 1 to 2697 code for a protein of 898 amino acids. Gene Ontology annotation, cellular component: RQC complex. Lineage: Eukaryota; Fungi; Basidiomycota; Ustilaginomycetes; Ustilaginales.